Messenger RNA from Rhagoletis zephyria (snowberry fruit fly), 4261 nucleotides. RefSeq names its product probable phospholipid-transporting ATPase IIB. Gene Ontology annotation, biological process: endocytosis; retrograde vesicle-mediated transport, Golgi to endoplasmic reticulum; phospholipid translocation. Gene Ontology annotation, cellular component: trans-Golgi network; plasma membrane; endosome. The record is from RefSeq and is a predicted model, not a curated record. Gene Ontology annotation, molecular function: ATP hydrolysis activity; magnesium ion binding; ATPase-coupled intramembrane lipid carrier activity. Lineage: Eukaryota; Metazoa; Arthropoda; Insecta; Diptera; Tephritidae.
UUGCUCCAUUUGGCUUAUCGAUUUUCAUUGUGUUCUUUCGUGUAUUUGCGAAAGUGUGGAUUGAAAUUUUUCUAAUCUGACGGCAGCCAGUUCAAAGAAAAAGUUUCAAUUAAUUUGCAAGCAAAUUUCGUUUUAAAUAUCAUUUACGACGUGCUAAAAAUUGUGCAAGUAAAAAGGAGAAUAUAAAGUGUUUUGAAAAAUACUUGAGUAAAGCGGAAAUUUCAGCAAUUUGCUGUGCAGUCUAAGCAAUGUAACUAAGCAAAUUGGAAACUUGGUUUUCACAUUCAAAUUGUGCUACAUACAGAGUGAAAAUUUAUUUGAAGAAAACAAAGAACGUAGCAUCAGCGCAGUUUUAAGCUGAAAUAGCAAAAGUGUAUUCGUUUAAUUUAACUAAUUUCGCAAUGGACGACGCCUCGCAAAGUUCUGCAACUACGCCGAUGGCGGCUCGAGAGAACAUUCCGCUAAUAAAUCGACCCAGACGACGUUGGUAUUUAUUCAGCUGCUGGCGCAAAUGGUUUGCACCACGCGAAUUACGUGCGCGCACCGUGCAUUUGGGCCGUGCAACCACGGAAAAAUUCCCACCGAACGAGAUACGAAAUCAAAAAUACAAUGUGAUCACGUUCCUGCCGCUCGUCCUGUUCGAGCAGUUUCGUUUCUUUUUAAAUCUGUAUUUCUUGCUCAUGGCAUUGUCACAAUUCAUACCCGACAUACGCAUUGGCUACCCAUACACCUACUGGGGACCACUCAGUUUCGUGCUGAUGGUGACAAUCGGUCGUGAAGCGGUCGACGAUUUGCGACGACACCAACGUGAUCAUGAGGUGAAUUCGCAAAAAUACAAGAGGCUAACUGUAAAUGAGACACCAGGUUAUGAGAUGGUGCCCUCAUCAAAAUUGAAAGUAGGAGAUAUGAUAAUUGUAGAGAAGAACGAGCGAGUGCCAGCGGAUUUAGUACUGCUGCGCACCAGCGACAAGAGUGGUUCUGUCUUUGUGCGCACCGAUCAAUUGGAUGGUGAAACUGAUUGGAAAUUGCGCCUGGCAGUGCCGCUUACUCAGAAGUUGAACAAGGAUUCAGAUUUAUUCCAUAUUGACGCAAGCGUUUACAUUGAAAAGCCACAAAAUGAUAUACACUCAUUCAUCGGCACAUUCUCGAUGCAGGAUGGAGGCGAGGAAACUGGCCUUAAUGUGGAGAAUACGCUGUGGGCGAAUACUGUCGUCGCUGCUGGCACAGCUACCGGCAUUGUGAUCUAUACUGGCUGUGAAACGCGCAGCGUUAUGAAUAACUCGCAGCCGCGUUCGAAGGUUGGACUGCUCGAUGUGGAGAUUAACGGUCUAACUAAGGUGCUGUUCUGUGCCGUUCUCGGCCUCUCGCUCGUCAUGAUGAUGCUCAAAGGUUUCAGUGGCCCUUGGUAUCGCUAUAUGUUCCGCUUUGUGCUACUCUUCUCCUACAUUAUACCCAUAAGUUUACGUGUUAAUUUGGACAUGGGCAAAGCAUUCUAUUCAUGGCAAAUGCAAAAUGAUCCUGAAAUUCAAGGCACCGUAGUGCGUUCGACAACCAUACCCGAAGAGCUGGGUCGUAUAUCGUAUGUGCUCACUGACAAGACGGGCACGCUGACACAAAAUGAAAUGGUCUUCAAGAAGAUACAUUUAGGCAUAGUUUCACAUGACAAUGACACAUUUCAUCAUAUCGGUCAGAUAAUACAAACACUAGCGCCUACGAUACUGGCACAAAGUGCACCAGGAAAUGGCGCCGGUGUUGGCGGUGGUAAUAGCGGCGGAACUGGCGACCCGCAGACGCCUUUAGUUAUAACAACAAAACCGAUGUACUCGGGUAAUCGAAUGCGGCACCCGGAGGGUUGGCGCGAAUGGGAGGCAGUAAAGGCGUUGGCAUUGUGCCACAAUGUGACCCCAAUCACCGACGAGGAUGACAACAAAUCUGUGUCCACAUCGUCGACAUACACAUCAUCGGCAGGUGGUUCUACUUCGCCCACAAAAUCUGUGAUAAAUGUAGAAUCGAGCGCUACAGAGCACCAGUAUCAAGCGUCCUCGCCAGAUGAGAUUGCGCUGGUUAAGUGGACGGCUGAGGUGGGUUUGACGUUGAUUGGGCGCGAUAUUAACUCCAUGACACUGCAAAUGAAAACGAGAAAGUCCAAGGGUGAACCACAAGAUGGCCUACUGCAAUACCAAAUUCUUCAGGUAUUCCCCUUCACCAGCGAAAGCAAACGCAUGGGUAUUAUUGUUCGCGCUUCCGGCUCCGGUGAAAUUACAUUCUAUCUCAAAGGUGCCGACGUGGUCAUGUCCUCCAUUGUGCAGUACAACGACUGGCUGAGCGAAGAGUCUGGCAAUAUGGCGCGUGAGGGACUGCGGACUUUGGUUGUGGCCAAGAAAGUGCUCUCCGAAGAGCAAUAUAAUGACUUCGAAACUCGCAUUACCGCCGCACGCCUCAGCGUAAGUGAUCGCGUAGCCAAAGUGGCCGCCGUGAUUGAGUCUUUGGAGCGCGAGAUGGAGUUACUCUGCUUAACGGGCGUUGAGGACCGGCUGCAGGAAGGCGUGCGUCCAACACUCGAACUGCUACGUAACGCUGGCGUGCGCGUAUGGAUGUUGACGGGUGACAAGCUCGAGACCGCCUGCUGUAUUGCAAAAUCCUCACAGCUAAUCGGUCGCAAUCAAGGCCUACAUGUGCUGCGCUCGGUGACGACACGCACAGAGGCGCAUGUGGAGCUAAAUAACUUCCGUCGCAAACAGGGUCACGCACUGGUUAUUUCGGGUGAAUCUCUUGAGGUGUGUCUACAAUACUAUAGACCAGAAUUCCUCGAGCUUGCCACCGCUAGUCCGGCAGUGGUGUGUUGUCGUUGCAGUCCAACGCAGAAGGCCCAAGUGGUACAGCUGAUACAACAUCACACGGGCAAGCGUACGUGCGCAGUUGGCGAUGGCGGUAACGAUGUAAGCAUGAUACAACAGGCCGAUGCUGGUGUAGGUAUUGAAGGCCGUGAGGGGCGGCAAGCUUCACUCGCUGGCGAUUUUAGCAUACCACAAUUUUCACAUAUUGCCAAACUAUUGCUGGUGCAUGGACGGCGUUCGUACAAGCGUUCGGCGGCGCUCUCACAAUUUGUCAUACAUCGCGGUCUAAUCAUAACUACACUACAAGCUGUAUUCUCCGCUGUCUUCUAUCUCAGCUCAGUGGCGUUGUAUCAAGGUUUUCUCAUGGUUGGCUAUUCGACGCUAUACACAAUGUUUCCCGUAUUCUCGCUGGUGCUUGAUCAGGAUAUAACUUCGACUACAGCAGUAACCUAUCCGGAAUUGUACAAAGAUCUAUCGAAAGGACGUAGUUUGAGCUACAAAACCUUCUUCAUCUGGGUGCUAAUCAGUAUAUAUCAGGGCGGUGUGAUAAUGUAUGGCGCGCUUAUACUGUUCGAAGAUGAAUUCAUACAUAUUGUGGCGAUUAGCUUCUCGGCGCUCAUUAUGACUGAGUUGAUAAUGGUGGCGUUGACGGUGCGCACAUGGCAUCGUCUCAUGGUGUUAGCUGAGCUCUUCAGCUUGGCCCUCUACUUGAUAUCGUUGGCUGUGUUGCACGAAUAUUUUGAUUGGGAGUUCAUCUGGUCGUACGAUUUCCUCUGGAAGGUCUCCAUCAUCACGCUUGUUUCUUGUUUACCAUUGUAUAUUAUAAAGUUCUUACGCAAGAAGUGCUCACCGCCAUCAUAUUUGAAACUUUCAUAAAUCGUUGAGCACCAACAGACUCCCUUUUUCAUACUUUUCCCCAAGUAAAUAUUUUUGUUCAGAGUUUUCUUUUUUUGUUAUGUACCAAUAAGUAAGCUAAGCGUUAAGUUGACACGUUUGCCUUUUAGGUUUUAGCGAUAUUUUAUAUACCAUAAAUAUUAUUAAAUGCAUUUGAAGAGUUAAAAUAUUAUUUAAGGAAAACAAAGAAUGUCUAGUUGAAAAGGUUAAUUGAAAAGCUGGUAUUCUGCUUAGCACAUCUCAACCGAUUUCUGAUAUUUUCCUGCUAUAUGUAUUAAUAUAUUCGGUUUUGUGACGAAGAUUUUGACUUUUGGUUUUCAGCAGCAAUUCAUUUUGUUAAUUAAAGUAUAUUUAUAUAAAUAAAAAAUAAGCAUUAGCACGUUAAUUUUUGUAUACAAAUAAUUUUUUUUUAUUAUUAUUAUAGUCAUGAAUUAUAGCUAUUAUUCUUGAGCACCCCGCUUCCCUCAAAAAUUCAACGAAACUUUUAUUACUGUUAAAUACGUUGUAUAAUUAUUUUAACAAAAAAAAAA